Cyprinus carpio (common carp) is the source of this 7622-nucleotide messenger RNA. RefSeq lists its product as uncharacterized. Lineage: Eukaryota; Metazoa; Chordata; Actinopteri; Cypriniformes; Cyprinidae. Gene Ontology annotation, cellular component: fibrillar center; Golgi apparatus; nucleoplasm. Gene Ontology annotation, molecular function: phosphatidylinositol binding; GTPase activator activity; protein binding. Gene Ontology annotation, biological process: small GTPase-mediated signal transduction. The record is from RefSeq and is a predicted model, not a curated record.
UAUUUCUAAAAGACUCAUUUCCUAAAGCUGGGGUGAAAAAGCAGAAAUGGCUCGUGCAUCAACCUGUCUGACAAACAGCUGAGAAUAUACGCACGUGAAGAGAACACCAAGAGAAAAUGCACCGCAGAGACACGUUGUCAGGACCCCAGUGGGUUCGGAAAUGCACCAUGUUUGUGAGAACGAUGAGCCUGGCAGACAUGUCCGGUUUCUUGCCCAGGGGAGAGCAGCUAGCAAUAAAGGCUCGAAGCACUGAUAAUCUGGACAGUUCUGGGGAGCCUGGGACCCGAUCGGUGGGAACCACAGCCAACUUGAAGGGGAAGAUGAGCAAAAGGCUUUCUGUUGUGAAAGGUCACUUCCCCAAGCUUGUUGACUGUGCCCACUUUCACUAUGAAAAUGUGGACUUCGGUUCUAUCGAGCUUCAGUUUGCCAACGAGCAGAGCGAUGCCAGCUGGACCUUGGGCAGUGCCAAAGAUCUGGUUUUCCUCGUGCAGGUGUCCUGCCAGGGUAAGACAUGGAUGGUGCGUCGUUCAUACGAAGAGUUCCGGACGCUGGACGCCCACCUGCAUCAGUGUAUUUACGACCGCCGUUACUCGCAGCUUUUGGCCCUUCCUGCCCUAUGCGAGAUUGGAGACCGGGUGGAGAUCUUCACGCCACUGUUGUCGGAGUAUCUAAACCGUCUCUCCAUGAUUGUGGACAAUAAGCUGAACUGUGGGCCGGUUCUCACCUGGAUGGAGAUUGACAACCAUGGCAACAGGUUCCUGCUGAAAGAAGAAGCAUCUUUAAACGUCCCUGCCAUCGCUGCUGCUCACGUCAUCAAGCGCUACACUGCUCAGGCUAGCGAUGAGAUCUCUAUUGAGGUUGGUGAUAUUUUGUCAGUGAUUGACAUGCCACCCAAAGAGGACACCACGUGGUGGAGAGGAAAGCAUGGAUUCCAGGUUGGCUUCUUUCCCAGUGAAUGUGUGAAGUUAAUCAAUGAGAAGUUGCCACAGUCGGUCAGCGCUCCUGUCAGUAAGCAAGAGGUGGAUGCUUCAGGCUCCAAACCUGGCGUCAACAACACGACUGAGCCUUCCUCUCCAACAUCAGUUCUUCAUCCUUGGUUCUUAAGCCUGGCUGUUUCUAAGAAACACGGCAAGCUGAUGGGCUUCCUGCGCACCUUUAUGAAGUCCAGACCCACCAAACAAAAGCUGAAACAGAGGGGAAUCCUGAAAGAACGUGUGUUCGGCUGUGACCUUGGCGAGCAUCUCCUCAACUCUGGCCAAGAUGUGCCGCAGGUACUAAAGAGCUGCUCAGAGUUCAUAGAGAAGCAUGGUGUGGUGGAUGGCAUCUACAGACACUCUGGUGUGUCCUCCAACAUACAGAAACUCAGGCAUGAGUUUGACAGUGAAAAUGUUCCAGACCUGACGAAAGAUGUGUACAUGCAGGAUAUUCACUGCGUCGGCUCGCUGUGCAAGCUCUACUUCAGAGAGCUGCCCAAUCCUCUGCUCACGUACCAACUCUACGACAAGUUUGCUGAAUGUAUGGGAGAGAUGACGGAGGAAGAGAGAAUGAUGAAAGUACAUGAUGUUAUCCAGCAACUUCCUCCUCCUCACUACCGCACUUUGGAGUACCUCAUCAGACACCUUGCCCAUUUGGCCACCUGCAGUGGAGAGACGAACAUGCACAUUAAGAAUCUGGCCAUUGUCUGGGCCCCCAACCUGCUCAGAUCCAAAGAAAUUGAAGCAGUGGGCUUAAGCGGUGCUGAUCCAUUUAAAGAAGUGCGCAUCCAGUCCGUGGUCGUGGAGUUUCUGCUCAGCAAUGUGGAAGUACUGUUCAGUGACUCCUUCACUUCUGUUGGCCGUUUUAGUGCAGCACGACAGUCUCUGACCAGACCCAAGUCAUUUGUGUCCACCAAGCUUCUGUCUUUAGAGGAGGCGCAGGCUCGCACACAAGCUCCACUUCUCCUUCAGGGAUCUCCUCACCAUGCUAUCAGCCAGUUUCACACUGUACUGGACCUGCCUGCUGACAAGAGGAAAAGAGGGAUGAAGGUCCGAAAGUCAGCAGGUGGGAGCUGGAAGACGUUUUUUGCCAUCGGGAAACCUACAGCGGCAGGGCGACGCAAACCCACCAGGAUCACCUCUUUGUUCCAGCCUGCUACCUCUCAUGCAGGUUGCAGGGUGGACAGUGUGACACUCAGGUCAGCAAAGAGUGAAGAGUCCCUGUCAUCUCAGCACAGUGGAGCAGGUCAGGGAAAGAUACAACGCUUACGAAGACCGUGCUCCAGCAGUGAUGGUCUCUCGAUGGCUGCUUCUGUUGAUCCGCAGCUCCUUACCCAGCGAUCCCCAUCUAGAAUCCAUCCAAGCCGCUCUUACGACAGCCUGCUGCCUGAGGAAACCCGUGAUGCUGAUGAGGAGGAAAAUGAAGAUGAAGAGGAUGAAGAGGGUGUGUACAUGUUGCCUGAUUUCUCCCAGGAACCAUCUGCCUCAUGGAUGGCAGAAGAUGUCAUUGACUUUAGCCCCACCUUCCUGGAAGAUGGGCCAAUAGGGUUGGGGAGCACGGCUGUCGAUCCUAGCGGCAGGGAGUCCCCUCCUGGGGCUGCACCCCCUACCUACCGCUGUCUGAGCCAUCAAGCCCACACCCGGACUGGUAGCCAGCGCUCAAUAACAGAAGAUCCAGACUCCGUUCUCAAUCAAUCAGAAGCCGCAGCCCGUCGUAGUUUGAUCCUGGCUGCAGCAGCUCCACCUCAACAAGUGUUCUGUCAGCACAGGCCAUCUGCAGUCACUAAUGCUCCCACAAGCACAGCUCAGCAAGGCGAAUCGAACCUAAGCCCAUCCCAUAGCCAGACGGCAGCUCCAGCAACCUCUGCACCCCCGUCUCAGCCCCCUCAAGAGAGGCGUUCCUUUACACGUAAAGUGGUUCAUGCACUUUCACCUAAAGCGCCUAAAUCCCCCCCUCUGGACAUCUCUGAUCCGAUCGCCAUCAGUGUACCUGCCAAGGUUCUGGAAAUGAUUGGUGGACGAGCUGGUGAAUUGCAACCUGGACUUCCAAGUAGUGGACCACCUCAGCCACCCCAGAUGAUAUCUAUGCUCCUGAGGUCAUGUGAUUUUCAGCUCACGGAGAGCUGCCAGCAAGAGCUCAACAGUAAGUUGGGCCCCGUCGCCAAAAUCAAGGGUCCUAGUAUCUUGGGUCCCACUGGUGCUCCCCUUCCAUCACAGCAGCCCCCUCCUCCUCCCCCCAAGAACCCUGCACGCCUCAUGGCUCUGGCUCUUGCUGAAAGUGCCAACAAGGCACUGCGGCAAGGUGCCUCACCCCCAUACCGCCCCCGUCAAAGUGGAACCUUCCCUGAGACAGACGUCCGCUUCCAGAGGUCCCUUUCUGCAGAUGCAGGUACUCUGCUAUCUUCUGAUCCUAAUCAGAUUUAUUCCACGGUACGCCCCUUGUCUGUGUGGAAGACUGAGGGUGAUGACGAAAAUGAUGAUGAGGGUGGAACUGUUGCUGAAAAGCCUGCAGACAAAACACAUGGUACAGAGUCAAGGUCACCACCUGAGCGAGACACUGGGACUCUCUCUUCUGACAGCUCAGUCUCUGACUCUGGGACAUCCAAUUCUGAGUUGUCAGCUGCCAGUUCCUCUGAAGACAUUGAGCGAACACCAAGCCCCAUUUACAAGAAUGAAGAACCAACCUCUCCCGCACAGCCCUCAAAAUCUAGCCCACCCUCUUCCAGUGAAGCCAUUCCUUCUCAAAGAAAACCCCCAGCUUAUGGACGACAGUUUUCUGCUCCGCAGCUUCAGCAGGAGAAAUCCAGCGGCCAGUCCAAGCCUGCAGCCCAACCACACACUCAGCUGAUGCAUUCUAAAUCAGAGAGCUCUCCACUGGCCCAGGUACGAGCCUUCCAGCCCACUCGCCCUAAAGUGCCACCCAAGCCCCCUGAUCUUGCUCCCUUGAGGGCUCCACUCUCUCAGACUGACCGGCAUGAUGACAUGCGUCGCUCCUUGGAUGCCAGUCGCAUUCGACGAUCGGCAGGGCCACCGCAAGGGAACACACCACUUUCCAGAGCUUUCUCUGAGCGUGUCAGCAGUACCUCUGACAUGCUGUCUCGCUAUCAUGCAGCCAGGAUGGCCAGCCAAGCUGCUUCUCAGGUUGCACACCUUCCCAAAUCUUUUGUAACAUUCUUAAUGUCAUUUAAUGCAUCCUUGUUGAAUAUAAGUAUACAUUUUUAUUAGAUGGAGAACUUCUACUACGAAAUUGGUGCACCUGAGCAUCCACAAGUGCCACCCAGCUAUACACGCCACAGCUAUCAAAAUAUGAAGUUGGAUCUGGAGGGAAACCUCCGUCUCUCUGAUCCAGCCAAUCAAAGGCCUAUUUCCAGGGGUUACCCUCCUCCCUACAACCAUCAAGGACCAGGGGGCGGAAGGGUUCCCCAGCUUUGGUCAUCUGAGGCCACACGAGCUUGGGCCGCAGCACACUCUCACUCUUUCUCCUUUUCCCAUUCUCAUUCUCACCAUCGCUCUCAGGAUGGAUCAUCAGGACAUCCUCCCCAUCCCCGUCCCCAGCGUCAGACAUCAUCAUCUGUCCGGUUACCUCGCAGUGAAGUGUAUCCCAUACCCGCAUCCGUUGGAGUGGGCUCCGCUGCUGGCAUGGUGCCUCUGUCUGUGCACCAACGUAGCUUGCAUCACCCCCAGCGUUCCCCUUCUGCAGACCACACAGCCUCCCAGCUUCACCCCUACUUUGAAAACGGGAAGGUGUGUUACCGGUACUUUGAGGCUUCCAGACCGGAAGACUUGCCACUGAAUCAGCAUCAGCAUGCUGUAUUAAAGCCAUCUCAGGCCUCACCAGUACAAGGAAUCUCAAAAGAUCAGCCUGAACACAUUUAUGUCAACUACCCUUUCACAAACCCACCAGGAUCUGGGAUUAAUUCAAAGGGCUGGGCCACCACAGACCUCGACGAAAAUGAUCACCAAACAUCAGAGACACUGGAACCACCUUCCAAGUCACUACCGGAUGACAAACAGAAGCAUUCAGAGCAAGCAAGUCACACGGCUGGUUUCGACAGCCCUGCUCAGAAUGAUGUGUCCUCUGAUUCCAAAGUGAUCAAUAUAGCAGCGUCUGCCUCCAAUGCCAUGCAUUUCCGCAGUCGCUCAGAUCCCCAAAGUACUAGCUCGGAGCCUGCUCAUGUACUGACUGGGAAGGAAAUUGCCUCCUUGCUAAUUGAAAAGCUUGCUGAGGAUGAAAGGGAGGGUCCUUCUGUGCCAUCCUCUUCAUCCACUUCUCCGCACAUUGAACACCCUCCAAAUCCCUACCCUAGUCAGCAGCAGCAACAACCUCCACUUGCGUAUAAUAUCUACACUCCAGGACCCUCUCGUGGUCGCUUUGAAGGUCAGGUGCCACCUAGAGAGGGAUCAGGACCUUUCCAACGUCAAGACCCCUUGCGGAGAUCUUCCGGAGGCCAGUAUAGACAAGCUUUUGACGUCAUGCCAUCUGGCGACCAAGUCCUUAAGUUUUACAGGAGCCAAGACUUUAUCCCAAGCGCCCAGGGAGAAAGCACAACCCCUAAUCCUUAUUCCCCAAGACCAUAUUAUCAGGACCCCCCAUACCCCAGUUGGGGCCCUCAAGGCCUCCCAGACUCUUCCCACACAUGCACUCCACCUACAGUGGCCUUCUCAAACUUAGCGCUUGGAUCAACAAGAGGAUAUGGGCCUCAUACCAUGGCCAACCAGUUUAACCAGUACCCAUACCAGUCAGGGCCAGUGCUUCCCCAGUAUCCCAACACACCGCGACGAGAUGUUGUCCUGGAUCCUUCAAUUCGACCUCCCGGGUUGCGGAACCAGAGAGGCUUAAACCGGCAGGGAAGCCUGCCCGGCCCCAACUGGACCAUCCGAACUGAGGGCCAGACCCGUAGUUACUGCUAAAGAGCACAACUGCCACAAAAAUUCUGUGUGUUUAGAGGAUAUGAUGUAGACCGGUUAUAAGCAUUAGACUUUUAUGUUUCGUGUACAAGUUAACAUGUUAUGAAACUAAUUGUGUUAACCUCCUCAAGGGGAGACUGAAUGUACAGAAACAAAGUUAAAUGGGGUAUGUCCUUACUAGUGUUUCUGUCUCAGAAAGACCCCAUUGCUGUCCUGCGAUUAGUGUGUGUAUUGGAGUGGAAAAAGUGUACGAGAAUAAGACAUGAAGCAGAAAGGAUUAAAGAAGUGAACCAUAAAGUGGCUUAGAUAUGAAGACAUUCCAGAACACACUGUGCUGUCCAGCAGAGGGAGUCAGAGAGGUACAUAGCUGCUAUUACUCUGACAGGACAUUGCUCAGUGGCUAAUUUUUGUUUUUCUGCUUUGGGUUUUGUUUGGUUUUAGGUUCUUUUUGACACUAAGUCAUGCUGUACAGGAGCACAAGCUUGACAUGUCUUUCUUCCUCCACAAAGUACGAUAUAAAUAACCCCAAGAGAUGCUGGUGGUUCUAUGAAACUUUAUGAGUACGGCUAGUUGUUGUUAUCUUAAUUUUUUGGCAACAAUGUAUUAUUUCAAUUUUAAUUGUUUUGUUUUUUCUAAGUUAUUGUAAGUUUUCAUUGGAACGAGUUAUUGUGAAAUAGUUUUAUUUUGCCUUUCUUGAAUUUGUUUUUAAAGAAUGUAAGGAUUAGGACCUUUUUUUUUCUUUAGUCUGUGUGUAAAUUUGUGUGUGAAUGAAUGUUUCAUGCGCAGAGUGUCUGAUGUUAAGCACAUAAAAAGUAACAGCAAUUGCAGAUUUUUUUGAGAGGGUGUGUAACAGAGAGCACAUACUUCUGUGAGGUACUGUUUUCUGCUCAUUCUCAAAUAAUGCGUCAGAUGAUUUGUGUAUCAAUAUUGGCGUCUAAUCCAAAGCAAGUAUUUCAGGUAGGUCAUGUCACAAUGUGUCACUCCCAGACAUCCCUGGGUUUCUGUGAAGGAGGAAUCCCAACCUAGCAACAUUGAAUACCUGGUACUAUUCACCACAAAACACUGAAAAUUCCUUCAAUGCCCAACAAACUAGUCUUGGAUGACUUUAUAAAUUUAAAAGUCAUUUUUAUCAGUUACCUCUUUUUGGGCUCAGUAAUGUUCCAGUGUUUUUACUCGGUACUAUAGCACCUUUCAGGUCAUUAAAAAUGUCCUGGAUGUUCUUCCAAAAUUUACCAGAGAUGGAAUCUCUAAAAUUUGUUUAGUAAUUGGUGCCUUCUCUUAAAUGACUAAACAUGUUUGAAAUAAUACUUCAUUAUGAAAGCAAAUAUUGAAGAGCUAGAUACAGACCCUGUCCCUAGCCCAGUUACCCCUAUUUACAGUUUCCCAAAGUUCCACACUAUUAAGUUCAAAAUGAAAAAAAGAAAGAGUGUGUAUGAGUGAGAAUAUGACACUGUAUGUCUGCAUGUCUGUUAUCUCUGUUGUUUUAAUACAUAUCUAUGCAGUGAAUAACCAAGGGGGAUAUGUUCCUGAAAAACACUAAAUAUUAAUGCUACCUAUGUAUGUUAGCAGACCUGUGAGAGUGUAUGUUUCAGUGAGAGAGGUCAUGCAUGUGGCUUGCAAGGUAUAUACAUGUCCAGCAAUCUCCCCUUCAGCCUUUGCACUUGGCGAAAGGCAGUUCAUCCUAUUUUGUAAUAUUUUCAAAUAUGUGAAUUAAAACCUUGGACACCGUCAGUGACGAAA